Phytophthora nicotianae INRA-310 is the source of this 1160-nucleotide messenger RNA. RefSeq lists its product as hypothetical. Gene Ontology annotation, cellular component: trans-Golgi network; membrane. NCBI's taxonomy places the organism in Eukaryota, Oomycota, Peronosporomycetes, Peronosporales, Peronosporaceae. The record is from RefSeq and is a predicted model, not a curated record. The transcript has 2 exons. Bases 44 to 574 code for a protein of 176 amino acids. Gene Ontology annotation, biological process: vesicle fusion with Golgi apparatus; endoplasmic reticulum to Golgi vesicle-mediated transport.
AACAUUUUCACCCAGUUCAUAUUCGUCCACGUACCCAGCCAGCAUGAACAUGAACAUGGAUCCGAACGCCAUGAGCCCGUGGUUCACGGCUCCCGAGGGCGAAUACCCACCCAUGAACGCACAGGCCGCGCACCCAAACAGCAGCAAUAGCGGCCCAGGUUUCCAUCCGGCGCCGGGCUCGUCCAGUGGCCUUAGCGGUACUGUGGGCUCCAGCGCUAGCUAUUAUGAUGACGAUGGCGACGAAGACGAAUUCGCUAACGAGCCGCCACUCCUGGAAGAGCUGGGUAUCAACUUCGAGCAUAUUUGGGCCAAGACGGUGUCUGUGCUGCUACCGACUAAGCAGAUCAACGAGCACAUUCUGGACGAUGCGGAUCUGGCAGGACCGCUCGUCUUCUGCUUUCUCUUUGGCAUGUGUCUGCUGCUGGUACGGAAUAUAUAUUUAUAUUUUACGGCUCGGACUUAUAUUUUUUUUGCUAUUGUUAUAGGCUGCGAAGGUUCAUUUUGGAUACAUUUACGGCUUCGGAGUUCUGUCAUGUCUGUUCAUGUACUUGCUGAUGAACUUGCUAUCACCUGAGCGAACCAUCGACAUCUACCGCGUGUGCUCUGUGCUGGGCUACUGUUUGCUACCGAUCAUCGGCCUGGCAGCGAUCAACAUUGUGGUGUCGAUCAAGGACCUAGGCAUCGCUGGCUUUUUACUGGCUAGUGUAUGCACACUCUGGAGUACGCACACGGCAUCGCGGUUCUUUGAGAAGGCGCUCUACAUGACGGAGCAGAAAUACCUCGUCAUGUACCCGACUAUGCUGGUGUAUGCGUGCUUUGUGCUGAUCGCCGUGUUCUAAACGUCUUAGCUUGUGUCGCUGUGUGCAACCAAGGCUAACGCAGAUUCAACGUGUAAUUUUUCAUGACCCCAUUUCAUAUUUUUCUUGCUAACUUCACGCAUCCAAGCUUGUUGCUAUUGCUAUCCUACGAAACAGAAGACCACCUGCCAACACAUGCAAGCUCACAAGAAUUGUCGUAAUGGCUCAUUGUCACUCCACUUAAUUGUACGGAUCAAUAUCCCAACAAAGACGUAGAUGUCUGCAGGCAAACACCCUGAAGACAACAAGAACGAAUCUUCGGUUCCACUUUAUCAGCGAGAUAAAAAAAAAUUAUUUCCUGCU